Molecule: messenger RNA, 1020 nt
Organism: Aspergillus costaricaensis CBS 115574
Lineage: Eukaryota; Fungi; Ascomycota; Eurotiomycetes; Eurotiales; Aspergillaceae
Exons: 1
Coding region: 1-1020 (339 amino acids)
Source: RefSeq, a predicted model, not a curated record
AUGUUCUCAGGUGGUGUUUUCUGGCUACUUGUUUCCUCCCUAGUUUCUGGCGGGCUUUCGCUACAACGGACUACGACCUACCCGUUGACUGUCAUUAGUGACGAGUCCGGUUUGCCCCAUACGUUCGAGAACAUAGCCACCCGAUACAAUGGCCAGUUACUGGUAACUUCGACCGUGUCGCCCUACCUCCACCAGGUUUCUCCCCUGCAGGAAAACCACGUAUCUCGCGUUGUCCGGGUUCCAGAAACGGCAGGAUUACUCGGUAUCACGGAACUCGAACAGGAUAUUUUUUACGUGAUCAGCGCCAACAUUAGCGGGGUUUUAGGCACUCCGGGCUCGAAUGCGGUCUGGAAAGUCGACCUUCGCAACCUUGACCAGCUGUCGGAUUCCGGAACUGUUCAUGCGCCAGUUUCCUUGGUAGCAAGAUUUCCAUCUGCAGGAGUACUCAAUGGAAUGUGUCGCUUGUCGGAGAAUGACACGUCUUCUCUUUUGAUUGCUGACUCCGAGGCGGGCCAAAUCUACAAGCUGGACGUGCACAAUGGUUCUAUUCAGACUAUGAUGAACGAGACGGCCCUGAAGGACACACAGACGGGUCUUCAGGUUGCUGUUAAUGGUAUUCAUACAUACGACUCUUAUGUGUACUUUACCAAUCUGAACCAGGGUAUCUUCGGCCGCAUCCCCAUCACCCAAACUGGUCGACCUACAGGUCCGGUUGAUGUCAUUGUCCGUGGUGCCCCUGGGGAUGACUUUGUCUUGUCCCCGAACGGCCAGAGGGCCUGGGUCGCCAUUAAUGGACACCGCACGCUAAUCGAAGUUGACAUCGCUGCGAGAUCUGCCCAGGUCGUUGUCGAAUCAUCCUACCUGGCUUCUGCGUCUGCUGUGACAAUUGGUCGAACUCUGUUAGAUCAAAACAGUCUGUACAUCUCGUCAGCUGGGGUUGAGGAUCCUACGGUGGGGAAGAAUAGCAACACCACCGGUGGCAUUGUUGCCAGAGUGGAUGUUCUCAGAAUGAUACUCUGA